Messenger RNA from Plasmodium vivax (malaria parasite P. vivax), 7140 nucleotides. RefSeq names its product DNA-directed RNA polymerase II largest subunit, putative. Gene Ontology annotation, biological process: transcription by RNA polymerase II. Gene Ontology annotation, molecular function: DNA binding. Gene Ontology annotation, cellular component: RNA polymerase II, core complex. The coding region runs from base 1 to 7140 and encodes 2379 amino acids. The record is from RefSeq and is a predicted model, not a curated record. Lineage: Eukaryota; Apicomplexa; Aconoidasida; Haemosporida; Plasmodiidae. The transcript has a single exon.
AUGACGGUGGACCUGAACGUGCCCUACUCGGCGUGCGAGCUGAAGAGGGUGAAGCGCCUGGAGCUGGGCGUGCUGGACCCAGAAAUUAUAAAAAAAAUAGGCGUGUGCGAAAUUGUGAACGUGGAUCUGUACAAAGAUGGCUUGCCAAGGGAGGGAGGCCUAAACGACAUCCGCAUGGGGACCAUAGACUACAAAACUUUGUGCGGGACGUGCAACAUGAACGUGAAAUAUUGCCCAGGCCACUUUGGCUACAUUGAGCUAGCCAAACCGAUGUACCACUACGGGUUCAUGAACGUAGUGCUGAAUGUGCUAAGGUGCGUGUGCUACCACUGUGGGAGGCUACUGUGCAAUACGAGCAACUCCAAGGUGAAGUUCAUAGAGAAAAUAAAGGUGAACAGUUUGAGGCUGAAGAGACUGUCGGAGGUGUGCCAAGGGAUCAAAGUGUGCGACCACUCCUCUCCACAGGAGGAGGACACGUUACACCUGAAUGAUAACUCGGUGGACAAUUUUUAUAAUAACGAUUUGAGCAACUUAAAUGUAAAUCAGCAAAUGCUUUUAAACCCCAACAGCUACGGUAACAUCUUCGAGAUUGUUAAUAAGGAAGACGUGGACUGUGGGUGUGUACAGCCCAAGUACUCCAGGGAAGGACCAAACAUGUUCAUUCAGUUUUUGCACUCUAGUGAAGAAGACAUAGAUGAGAGUAAGAGGAAAUUAAGUGCAGAAGAAGCAUUAGAUAUUUUGAAGAAAAUUAGAAAAGAAGAAAUGCCAAUUUUAGGAUUCAAUUCAGAUAGGUGUAUCCCCGCAUCCUUAAUUUUGACAUUCAUCCCGAUUCCUCCCCCGUGUGCGAGGCCUUACGUACAGUAUGGCAACCAGAGGAGUGAAGACGACCUGACUUUGAAGCUGCUAGACAUUGUUAAAACGAACAUACAGCUGAAGAGGCAAACGGAUAGGGGGGCCAAAUCGCAUGUUCUGCAGGAUCUUUGUGCCCUCCUACAAUUUCAUAUUACCACCCUAUUUGAUAAUGAUAUCCCGGGGAUGCCCAUUGCGACUACCCGUUCGAAGAAGCCAAUUAAAGCCAUACGGACCAGGCUGAAGGGGAAGGAAGGAAGGCUCAGAGGAAAUCUAAUGGGAAAGCGUGUGGACUUCUCUGCCAGAACAGUCAUUACAGGAGAUCCAAAUUUGAACAUAGACUACAUAGGAGUGCCCAAAUCAGUCGCCAUGACGUUGACGUUCUGCGAAACGGUGACUCCACUCAAUUACGAUGAUUUGAAGAAGCUCGUGGAAAGAGGGCCCUACGAAUGGCCAGGAGCCAAGUAUAUCAUUAGGGAUAACGGAACCAAGUAUGACCUUAGGCAUGUAAGGAAGAACUCAGAGAGGGAACUAGAAUAUGGCUACAAAGUGGAGAGGCACAUGACAGACGAGGAUUACAUCCUCUUCAAUCGGCAGCCUUCGCUUCACAAAAUGAGUAUCAUGGGGCAUAAGGCAAAGAUACUGCCCUACUCCACGUUCAGGCUUAACUUAGCUGUUACUUCCCCGUACAAUGCCGAUUUCGAUGGAGACGAAAUGAAUCUGCACCUUGCGCAGUCUCAUGAGACUAGGUCCGAAAUUAAGCACCUCAUGAUUGUGCAGAAGCAGAUCGUCUCUCCUCAGGGGAACAAGCCCGUUAUGGGAAUUGUACAGGACUCCCUCUUGGCCAUAAGGAAAUUCACAAGGAGGGAUAACUUCCUCACAAAGGAAGAAGUCAUGUCUUUGCUCAUCUGGAUUCCCUACUGGAAUCACGUGAUACCCACUCCUGCUAUUAUGAAGCCGAAGGCCCUGUGGACGGGAAAGCAGAUCUUCUCUAUGCUCCUCCAGUUUGAAGAUUUGGAAAGACUCAACGAUCCGCUGGGCAACGCCAAGAUGGGGGCUACCAACGCGAGCGGGUUCAGAGUGGAAGACGAAAUGGGUCGAGGGAACAGCGGUGGUAGUGGCGCACACCUCCACCCACAUAGCCCCCUAGCCAUUGGAGACACGCUAAGCGGUAAUGUGAAAAAUCAAGCUACUAUAAACGAAGCGACACGCACGAACAGUACAGAUGGUGCAUUCAAGGGGGGUAUUAGCGGCUGGGGGAGGAAUGUAAAAAUCAACCUGAUGAGGGACUCCUCCACCUCGUGUAAGGACGACAAUCCGUAUUGCUCCGUCAACGAUGGGAAGGUGAUUAUAAAGAAUAACGAGCUCUUGUGUGGAAUUAUUUGCAAACGCACGGUGGGUUCUUCCAGCGGAUCGCUGAUUCACAUUUUGUGGCAUGAAAUGGGGCCAGAUAAGACCAAAGAUUUCAUUUCCGCCCUGCAGAAGGUCACCAACAACUGGUUAGAGUACAUCGGGUUCACCGUCAGCUGCUCGGACAUCAUAGCUAGUAACAAGGUCCUCGAUAAGGUGAAAGAUAUUCUUAGUAAGUCCAAAAAGGAGGUGUCCAAAAUUGUGAAGAAGGCGCAAAGAGGGGAGUUGGAAUGCCAGCCGGGCAAGUCCCUCUACGAAUCUUUCGAAACGAGGGUAAACAACGAGCUGAACUGUGCCCGAGAAAUGGCAGGAAAGGUGGCCUCAGAAAGUUUAGACGAAAGGAAUAACAUCUUCAGCAUGGUGGCGAGUGGCUCCAAAGGAUCCAUCAUCAACAUCUCGCAAAUCAUAUCCUGUGUGGGCCAGCAAAAUGUGGAGGGGAAGCGAAUUCCCUUCGGAUUUAACCACAGGUCGCUGCCCCAUUUUAUAAAAUUUGAUUACGGUCCAGAAAGCAGAGGCUUUGUCUCCAAUUCGUAUUUAAGUGGACUCACCCCACAGGAAGUUUUCUUUCAUGCCAUGGGAGGAAGAGAAGGUAUCAUAGACACGGCGUGCAAGACGUCCGAAACGGGUUACAUUCAAAGGAGGCUAAUCAAAGCCAUGGAGGACGUCAUGGUGCAGUACGAUCGAACUGUUAGGAAUUCCUAUGGGGAUAUUAUUCAGUUCCUCUAUGGGGAGGAUGGAAUGGCUGGAGAGUAUAUAGAAGACCAAAUAAUUGAUUUGAUGAAGCUGGACAAUAAGGAGGUGAAAAAAUUGUAUAAAUAUAACUUUGACGAUGAUGAGGAUGACGAUCGUGAAGACAGCUACGGGAAGGACUACUACCUGAAGGGGGGCCAACACAGGAAAGGCUCCUACAUGGAGUACAGCAAGCAGAAUGUGCUGAAUCAGGAAUUCGAGGAGCUCCUAAAAUGUAAGAAUAACAUCUGCAAGGAGAUAUUCCCCGACGGGGAUGUAAGGCAGCACCUGCCCAUCAACAUGAACCGGCUCAUCGAGUUUGCCAAGUCGCAGUUCCCCUUCGUGCCCGUUCUGGGGGGCAAGGUGAAGGACCCCAUUGGUGCGAGUGGUAUGGGGCCGAAGAGGGGCAAACUGAAGAAGAGGGAGGAGAAGAAGGGGAAGAAUAAGAAGAAGAAGGAGAAGAAGGCGACCCCUUCCCACGAUCAGGCGAAGGCGGCCAGCGCCGCGUCCAACGCCGACGCGGCGCUGGGAGACCCCACCGACGAGCUGCGCAACAGCGAAUUCGUGUCGGAGAUCAAGAAGGAGUACGAGGCGAACGAACUCGCCGGCGCCAUGAAGGGGCAGGGCGCGUACAGCGGCUUCGAGCCCUUCGACGAGGACCUCGCGGAGGGGAGCGCUGAAGAAGGCGGUGACGAGGGAAGCGGUGAAGAGGAUAGCGAUGGCAACGAAAGUGGCGAGGAAAGCGGUGACGAGGGAAGUGGCGACGACCGCUCCCUCGUCAACCCCGUGGACAUCGUGCACAAAGUCAACCGCUUCCUAGAAAAACUAGUCAUCAUCAAACAAAUCAACAGCAACGACACGCUCUCGCUGGAGGCCCAGAACAACGCCACGGUGCUGCUGAAGGCCCACCUAAGAACCUACCUGAAUUCGAAGCUCCUGACGCAGACCCACAAGAUCAGCAUGAAGGGCAUCGACUGGCUUCUGCAAGAAAUUGAGAAGAAUUUCUACAAGUCGCUGUGCCACCCCGGAGAGUGCGUGGGCGCCUUGGCAGCCCAGUCGAUAGGAGAGCCCGCCACGCAGAUGACGCUCAAUACCUUCCACUUCGCCGGAGUGGGGUCCAAAAACGUAACGUUAGGGGUGCCCAGAUUGAAGGAGUUAAUUAACAUUGUAAAGAAUGUGAAGACCCCCUCCACGACGAUCUACCUAGACGAUGUCGUGUCCAAUGAUCAGCAGAAAGCCAAGGAUAUUUUAACCAAACUGGAAUACACAACUCUGAAGCAACUAACAUCACACGCUCAAAUUAUUUACGACCCUAACACGACGAGUACCAUUUUGGAAGAGGACAAACUGUGGGUCGACGAGUUCUACGAAUUUCCAGAUGAAGAUGACACACAGUAUACACUAGGAGAAUGGGUUCUACGGAUUCAGCUAACCAAUAUUCACGUGAAUGAGAAAAAGCUAACCAUGAAGGAAAUCGUCUACAUCAUUUACUCCGUCUUUUCCAGUGACGAGCUGGACAUCAUCUACACGGAUGAUAACUCGGAAGACCUUAUCCUAAGAAUUAGGGUUAAAUACCUAAAUGGGGAAUACAACUUUCUCAAUGACGACCCGGACCAGGCGCAGGAGGAUGAAUAUGAAGAGGAAGAAGAGGAAGAGGAGGAGGAAGAAAACUACAACAUUGGGAACACCUUCAAGGCGAAGAAGAACGUCGAGGCGGAUGGCAACCAGACCACACAGAGCAAGAAAAAUGAUAAGGACGAUAACCAAAGCGUUAGUAGCAACCGCUCCAGGAAUAACAGCGUGAAUAGUGAGAACCGAUUUGGAAGUGCCAACGGGAGUGCGAGCGGUACGGAGAGUGAAGACGACGAUGGGGCGGGGAAUCCCCAUCGGGAUGAAGCAGCGGUGAAGGAUAAAACGGGCAAGGGGAAGAGUGCCACUAAAAUGAAGAAACUCAAGGAGGAAAGUGCCAACCGGGCGGAUAGCAACUACGUUGAGGGGUACGAAGAAGCGGACUUGUUCGUCAAAGGGGAGGGCAGAAGUGGAGAGAGCGCCGUCGGGAGUGGAGUUGGAAGUGGUGCCGCAAAUGGCGCCGCGAAUGUCGCCCCAAAUGGCACCACGGAGGACAUGUUCGGGAAGGCCAACUUAAACGGAGAGGAAGAUGCCCUCGCCGCGAAGGGCAGAAGCAGCCUCAGCGGCGCCAACGCGGGUGGAGGCACCACGGGUGGAAAUGCCCCCAGUGGAAAUAAUGCAAACAGUCUAGAUAUGAACAGCAUGAGGAAUAUAACCAAUUUGAGCAACCCCGUUUACAUGAAGGAAGACACAGAAGAUACCUUUUUGAAGAAGCUGAUGGAGCAGUGCCUAUCGACGUUAAAGUUGAGGGGAAUAGAAAACAUUACCAAAGUGUACAUGCGAGAAGAGUCCAAAAUUACUUACGACUCGACCAAUGGGAAAUUUGUGAGGAGUUCCCACUGGGUCUUAGACACAGAUGGCUGCAAUUUGGAGCACAUCUUCUGUGCUUCCCACGUGGAUUAUAAGAAAACCGUUUCAAAUGAUAUAGUAGAAAUAUUUGAAGUGUUAGGAAUAGAGGCGGUGAGGAGAGCUCUCCUAAAAGAAUUGAGAACAGUCAUUUCGUUUGAUAGCUCCUAUGUGAAUUACAGACAUUUGUCUAUCCUCUGCGAUGUGAUGACUCAGAGGGGUUACCUAAUGUCCAUCACGAGACAUGGCAUCAAUAGGGUAGAUAGAGGUCCUCUAGUCAAGUGCAGCUUUGAAGAGACGGUGGAAAUACUCCUAGAAGCAGCUGCCUUUGCACAGGUAGAUAACCUCAAAGGAAUAACAGAGAAUAUCAUGCUGGGCCAGUUGUGCAAAAUAGGCACCGGCGUCUUCGACAUCAUUAUAGACAAUCAGAAGCUGAGUGAUGCCAAUCAAAAUUUAGAAACUCUGAUGGAUAUUACCAGCGCUGGGUUUACCACCCCAGAUAGUCACCAUGGAAUCACUCCAGAUGGGUUACAAUCACCGGUAGCAAUUAACACGCUAAACUCUCCGCUUCCCUUCUCCCCAACGUAUAAUGUAAAUUUGCUAUCGCCUACGGCUCCUCUAGACAGCGUCAACGGUAUUUUAUCCCCUCAAUGUCUGCAGAACUAUGGGGAUGGAAGUGGUGGAGGUGAAAGUAUCAUGUCUCCUUCCAAAAACGACUUUAACAAUUUGGACACGCUAAAAUUGGGGGGCAAAUUCUCUCCUACGCAAUCUCCCAAAUCACCCACGUCGGUUAUCCACUCCCCCUUCUCUCCCUUUGAUAAUCACAACCAGCAAGCACUCGAUCCCAGCAUGCUCUUCUCUCCAAAGAAUAACAACGUCGGCAGCAGUAGUAACAGCAUGUCUAUGAUGAAUUACAAUGUGUUUUCCCCCAAGGCAAAUUUGAAUAGCAUACAGUCGCCUGCCAUGCUGUACUCUCCUAAUCGCGCUUUAGACUUAUUUUCCCCCAAGCAGCAGACGCAGAACAAUAUUUACUCCCCUUCCUACUCGCCCACCUCUCCCACGUACCACCUGACCAACCCUGCCAGUGGUGGAGGCUCCUCCGGCUUGAACGGCACGAAGGCGUAUUACUCCCCGACGUCUCCAACGAAUCAGCUGGACGAGGUGAACCCCAAUAUGAUGAAAUACCACAGCGUCGUUUCGCCCGUCUACUCGGUUACCUCCCCGAAGUACUCGCCCACCUCGCCCAAGUAUUCGCCCACCUCGCCCAAGUAUUCGCCCACCUCGCCCAAGUACUCGCCAACCUCUCCCAAGUACUCGCCCACUUCCCCUAAGUACUCGCCCACGUCGCCGCAGUACUCCCCCUCGUCGCCCGUUCCGAACAACCCCAGCAGCCCCCACUACUCCCCCUACGCCAUAGCGUCUCCCAAAUUCUCGCCCACCUCCCCCGCGUACUCCAUCUCCUCCCCUGUGUACGACCAAAGCGGCAACGCCAGGAGCAAGAGCCAGCACCCCCUCUCCCCGGCCUACAUCCUGCAGUCCCCCGUGCAGGUCAAGCAGCACAUCCAGGACGUCAGCGUCUUCUCGCCCAUCCAGCAGGCCAAUGCGGAGGAGGUGCAGAACGAUGACCCCUUCUCCCCGAUGCCCUACAACAUGGAGGAGGACGAAAUGGAGCAGUGA